Messenger RNA from Chelonus insularis, 4445 nucleotides. RefSeq names its product E3 ubiquitin-protein ligase neur (gene neur). The coding region runs from base 302 to 2470 and encodes 722 amino acids. Gene Ontology annotation, molecular function: ubiquitin protein ligase activity. NCBI's taxonomy places the organism in Eukaryota, Metazoa, Arthropoda, Insecta, Hymenoptera, Braconidae. The record is from RefSeq and is a predicted model, not a curated record. The transcript has 4 exons.
AGGAGCAAUCAGGCGUUCCGCAUCGCGUUCAUCAUCGUCACAGACUAUCGCCGUGUGUACACGUGCGAUUGGUGACAAUAGUCGUAUUCUAAUCUUCAAUUCAAUCACUUUGUUACCAAGGGGUUGAAUGAAAAUCAUCCAAAAGUGUGCAGUGAAUAAAUUACUUCGAUUAAUAACAAGUAAAAAUCGGUGACGUUUUAUUCUUUCAAGAGUUGAAUUGAUAUUUAUCAAAGGUGAAUACGGAAAGAGGUUCUUUUUCCGUUGCUAUCUCAUCGAAAUAGCUUUAACACCCGUCACAUUUAUGGGGGUGGUAGGCGGAGAGUGCGCGGUCAAAGGUACCGGCGGUAAAAGCCAUCCCUGUCACUGUUGCCGCAGUCCGCGAGUUUCUAGUGCUGGCCCAAACGCUGUAUCUCUUGUUCAAAAUAAUCAAAAUCGACAUCGUUCUAAACAUCAUCUUGAAGCUGAAAUACCCAUUUGUGUACCAAAUAGUCCUUCGUCCACGGAUAGUAACAUCUUGGCACCACUACGAAGCAAAAUGAAAGUGCUCAAGAAACUCAAACGAAAGAUGGGUUUAGCACCAAGAUCAUCAAAUACAGGAACAAAUAAUCUUCCACCAUUGACAUUUCAUCAAGUACAUGGAGACAAUAUCAGACUUUGCAAUGGAGGAACGAUUGCACGAAGACGCGAAAGUUUUUGUAAAGGAAUUACAUUCAGUGCAAGGCCAGUUCGUGUUGGAGAAAAGGUUUGUGUUAAAUUCCUGGAAAUGUCCAACAACUGGAGUGGUGUCAUAAGAUUUGGAUUCACAAGCAAUGACCCGAUCCAUUUGAGAAAUGGAUUACCUCGAUAUGCAUGUCCAGAUUUGACGAAUAAACCUGGAUAUUGGGCAAAAGCUUUAGCUGAAAGAUUUGCCGGACUUGAUACCGUUCUCUUCUAUUAUGUCACAGCAGCAGGUGACGUACAUUUUGGUGUAAAUGGAGAAGAGAAGGGAGUUUUUUUUAGUGGAGUUGAAACACGAGGACCUUUGUGGACGGUUAUUGAUGUCUAUGGCAAUAGUACUGCCAUUGAAUUUCUUGAUCCAAAUCGACAGCAUUUCAACAACAUUCGACGAGGUGUAGAACACUCUAACGAAGAUAAUGCACAACCCAGUAGACAUACUGCUAUGGAUGAUGCCAGUAAUGCUGGAAGGGAUGUUGUUGAAAGAAUUAUUGUUCCUUCUAUGCAAAAUGUCUGUAUUCAUCAUGAACCUGACGUUGAAUUACCUGGACUAAGGUUUCAACAACCCGGAAUUUUAUUUGCACCACUUCCUUUUCAUCCAGUCCGAGGCAGGAACAUCCGUUUUAGUAAUCAACAAUGUGUUGCUACUCGAAGCGAUACUGAAUUCUGCCACGGUUACGCCUUUACAAGCCGCCCAUUGAUGCUUGGAGAACGUCUAGUCGUCCAGGUUUUAUCUACAGAACCUUUAUAUGUUGGUGCUCUUGCUUUAGGACUAACAUCUUGUGAUCCCGCUCGACUCUCCGCUGAAGAUCUUCCCGAUGAUAGUGAUUUAUUACUUGAUAGACCUGAAUAUUGGGUUGUAUCGAAAGAUGUGGCAUCUUCUCCUCAACCCGGUGACGAAAUAGCAUUUGUUGUUACUCAUUCCGGUGAAGUACAGAUGAGUAAAAAUGGCGGACCACCAAAUAUUGUCAUGCAUGUGGAUCAGAGUUUAGUACUUUGGGCAUUUGUCGAUGUUUAUGGUAGCACUCAAAGAGUCCGUAUGUUGGCCAGUAGACCUCCAUCACCACCAAGACAACGUCAAUGCUCGACUUCAACACCAGCCCCACCAUCGACUACGCAAUGUACGUCAACUCCAGCUCACACUAAUCCAGUUCAAGGAUCAAAUGAGCUCACUAGAUUUUCUGAUAUGGUUCAAUUUAAACCAACAGUCGGAGGAGGUACAGUAUUAGUGGUAAAUUUACCUCCUCAACCAGGAUAUUCAUCUCCGUCACCACCCCAACCAAUUUAUGGCUCUGCAGCACCUACAGCUGUCAGAAAUUCUGGCUUCUAUCCGGCUUCAGGAACGGCUUUAUCAGCUCCAGUGUCUUCUGUCACCCCUGUGGUUGCAUCACCAGCACCAUUGUCACCAGUUUCAGCUCAUUCAGGACCACGAGCAUCACCGCCGCUCACCGGAACAAUGAGUAGCACUGGAUCAUCAACUUAUGUCGAUCCAGUUUCUUACCAAAGCGUGGAUGCUACUUUAACUUUCCAAGGCAGCCAUCUUCAACAGUGGAGUGAAAGACUUCAACCCACACCGGGCCAACCUAGCGAAUGUUCUAUUUGUUACGAAAGAAAUAUCGAUAGUGUUCUUUAUAUGUGUGGACACAUGUGUAUGUGCUAUCCAUGUGCUAUUCAGCAAUGGAGAGGCAAAGGCGGUGGUCAAUGUCCACUUUGUAGAGCGCAAAUUAGGGAUGUAAUUAGAAUUUAUAGGUCUUGAACUGCUUCAUGUCUUCCUAACUGAUAAUUGUUGAUGGAAUCAACUUUAGAUCAGUCCCAUGGUGUAUUUUUUCAAUGUUAUUAAUAUUAGGAUUUAAUCCUAAUUUUAGUAUCAUGCUAAUUCCCGAUUUUUUACUUGAUAAACUGCCAAAUACGAUGAUAACUUCAGUCUCAAGGCCAUUGAUAUUUACUAAUGGUAUCUCAGUGGGAUCAAAAAUGUUUAUCCCCAUGUCAUCGAUUGUUUUAUUAAACUCAGACUGAGUCCCGAGCUUUUGACUGAAUGAAAGCAUCAUUGAUAUCUGCAAAAUAUUUAUUUUCUUUGUCAGAAUUUCGUACUAAAAAUGUUGAGAGGACUCUUGAUUCUUAAAUCAUUCAAAAAAUUAUCUAUCUGUUUUCAUAAUCAAUGAUUGUUCUUCGUCGGCAUUGAUUGUAUUCAUAUUGUGCACUAGUUUUUACAUCACUACCAAAGAAAUUUUCUCAUAUCCGCGUCACUCUGUAAGUGUCUUCAUGGUAGACAACGAGCCGAUCGUUAUACUGGAGAAAUAUAAAUGUCAAUUUUUCCAUUUAAGAACAAAAAAAUAAUCGUCAUUAUUUAGUGAAUUUUUCAUGACCUUUCGAAAUGAACUGUCUCAUUGACUAAAAAAAAAAUUUAUUUUUAAUUGGAAAUAAAAUGUAUUAGUUCAUAGUGAUAUUUUUUUAUUAAAAUAUAUCAAUGUAGAAGUUCAUUUGGGAGAUUGAAAUAAUUAACCAAUCAUAUUUAAUUUUUGAUAAACAUAAUUUGAUUUUUUUCAUUGUUGUAAACUCCAUUGGGUGCCUUGAACUUUGGUAAUCGAGUAUAACGCGUUAAUAAAAAUGUUAAUUAAUGAAAAACAAAAUAAAAUGAAACGGGCAGUAUAAGAAUAAAAAAAAAAUAUUCACAUUGUUCGACGAAGCGACUAUAGAUUAUAUUAGUUAGAAUUUUUGAAUACAUUUUACGAUCAUAACAUUUACGGAGUAGGAAGCGUCAGAUAAAUUUUGAUAAUAGAUCUCAUGACAAUUCUAAUAAAAAAAAAAUAACACUAUUUUAACCGCACAAUGACUUUUCAUUGAUUAUACUUUUUAAAUUUAUAAUCAAUAAUAAUGAUAGUAAUUAUUCAUAAAGAAACAUUAAUAAUGACUAAAACAAUAAGAGAAAAAAAAAAUAUUGAAAUAAAUUUUUAUCGUGCGUUAUGCUUGGAAAGACUCAGGUUUUGUAUUUUCUUUUUAUUUAAAUAUAUUAUUAUAGACACACUUUAGAUUAUAAAAUGAAAAUAAUUCACUAUAUUAAUAUAUUUAAAUUUGAAGACCAUAAUAAAAAAAAAACAAUUAUCAAGGUAUUAAGUUAGGUUUUCUUAAUUAAAAGAAAAAGUAAGAACGAGAAGCUAAGAAAAAAAGUGUAAAUUAGAUAAAAUUGAAAUUUUUUGUGUUAAAAAACGAUAGGCAUGCAGAUAAUGCAGUAGUGAAAUCUCUAGUCCAGCAAAAUGGCAACUUUUCUGCCAGUUUAUAAAAAAAAAUUACGAGAGAAAAUUUAAAAAAAUAAUUUUAUUAAUUAUUUAACGAAAUAAAAACAAAUAAAAUAAAUCGUUUAUCAAAAAAUCUAUUAUCCUUUAAUAUUUAAUCGGCUUGUAAUAUUUCGGAUUAAUCAUGUAUUGACAAAAAAAUCAAUUAUUCUAGAGUGAAAGGAUAAAUAAUAAUAUUAUAAGUGAGACCGAAAGUGAGAGAACGAAAGAAUGAACGGAAUGAAAAGAAUAAAUAAUUGAUAAGUUGAUUAAUUAAAUGCGUGCAUAAUAGAAAUUAAGGAUUAAAAGUGAAUUUUAAAGUAAAUAAAGGUGAAUAAGCUAAGGCAUCGAUCAAUUGCUAGUGACGUAAUUUAAGGAUUUUGAUAUUCCAAAAAAUUAAUUUAAUUAAAUUUAAUGAUAAGUGUAAAAAAUUAAUAAAUUAUAAUUGUUUAAUAUUUA